Messenger RNA from Suillus paluster, 2645 nucleotides. RefSeq names its product S-adenosyl-L-methionine-dependent methyltransferase. Gene Ontology annotation, cellular component: cytoplasm; nucleus. The transcript has 14 exons. The coding region runs from base 55 to 2286 and encodes 743 amino acids. Gene Ontology annotation, molecular function: tRNA binding; tRNA (cytidine-N5)-methyltransferase activity. Gene Ontology annotation, biological process: tRNA methylation. The record is from RefSeq and is a predicted model, not a curated record. Lineage: Eukaryota; Fungi; Basidiomycota; Agaricomycetes; Boletales; Suillaceae.
AAACGACAGCGAGGAGGUCGAGCAGGAAAAUCGCGCGACGACGACGAUCGCGGUAUGCUGGAAAAGAGCGACAUGAAAAACGAGCGCUUCAGCUCAUAUUACAAGGCUCAGCACAUCAUUCCUGAGGAGGAAUGGGAUCAAUUCAUGGAGGCAUUGAGACGUCCCUUACCUACCACAUUCCGCAUUGCGGGAAGUCGAGAGAUCGCUCAUGCUCUCAAUGAUGCCAUCAAGAAAACUUAUGUGCCGUUGUUGAGCGAUGUUGUUUUUGAGGGUGAAGUUGUACCGCCUCCGUCUCGGAUUCCUUGGUAUCCAGAAGACUUGGCCUGGCAAUUCAAUGUUUCCAAGAAAGUUCUGAGGAAGCAACAAGCAUUCAAAAAAUUCCACUCUUUCCUUGUACAUGAGACUGAAGUCGGUAAUAUAUCAAGACAGGAGGCAGUCAGUAUGCUUCCACCACUGUUCCUCGAUGUGCAGCCACACCAUAAGGUCGUUGACAUGUGUGCGGCUCCUGGCUCAAAGACAGCACAACUCCUGGAAGCUCUGCAUUCGCAGGACACUGCGACAGCAACAUCCAUUCCUCCAGGACUUUUGAUAGCGAACGAUAGCGACAGCAGGCGGGCGCACCUCCUCAUCCACCAGUCUGCGCGUCUUCCCAGUCCGGCUUUCAUGGUCACGAAUCUGGAUGCAUCGAUUUUCCCUGUGCUAAGACUUCCCGUAACGACCGCGGAUCCUCGCCGUGGCGUCAAAAAAUCUCCGAAUCAACUCCUAUUUGAUCGCAUUCUAUGCGAUGUGCCCUGCAGUGGUGACGGUACGCUACGAAAGAAUAUUGGGAUAUGGAAGCGGUGGCAGCCUAUGGACGGGAAUGGCCUACACAGCCUCCAAACCCGCAUUCUACAGCGGGCCAUGCGCAUGUUGGAGCCCGACGGUCGUAUUGUUUAUUCGACUUGCUCACUAAACCCCGUCGAAAACGAAGCAGUCAUAGCAGCUGCUUUGAAUUCUAAUCCUGAUUUCCAGCUGAUCGAUGUCUCUGCGCAGUUGCCGGAGCUAAUCAGACGACCAGGCAUAAGUUCAUGGGCACCUACCGUGAAUCGCACAAUAAAUACUACCUUCGACACCUGGGCUGCAUACGAUGAAACCCUGUCGGAGGAACAACGGGCAGACAGCAAGAUAUCGGAGACCCACUGGCCUCCUGCUAACGCAGAGUCCCUGAAGUUACAGCAUUGUAUGCGAAUAUAUCCCCACCUUCAGGAUACGGGUGGAUUCUUUGUUGCUGUACUCGAAAGAAAGCCGCGAAAAAGUGGUCAUGCCAGUGUUGCAGCGAAAAGAGAUGCGGAGGAAGCUGACAUCGCUGUCCCGGAAGCCAAAAAGGUUAAGCUUGACCUCACUGGUCUAGCAGAACUCCAACAGAGUACUUCGUCCCUGCCUACACCAAUGUCUGAGGACGACAGUUCACAUCCAUUGGUGUCGGACACUAUCGAGGUAGAUGCGCCGGCUUCCUCAGAUGCAAAGAAAGACACAUUCAAGGGUAAGGCCAAGCUUUCGGACCCAUCGUUCAAGGAGAUGCCCUACACAUUCCUCGAACACAAUGAUUCAACCUUAAUAUCCUGCAUAGAUCAGCUUCAUCUUACGGCCAACUUCCCGUUGUCGAACGUCCUUGUCCGCAAUCCGGCAGGCGACGCCGUACGAUCCUUCUAUCUCACCAACGACCUCGUGAAAGCUGUCAUUCUGAACAACGACUACACUCGUAUGCGCCUGAUGACGAGCGGGACAAAAGUCAUCACCAAACAAGAGGCAGGACGUGGCCUCGAAGCACAAUUCCGUGUCCUUGGUGAAGGCUUGCCGGUCGUCCUUCCGUACAUCGAUCCGAGCGUGAUAAUGGACGCUGAGUUUGCGACUUUGAGGACUCUUUUGAUCACGUAUUAUCCACUCUGCGCGUCUUUUUCGGACCCAUUCCGGACGGCCAUUGAGAAUAGAAGUCCUGGAAGUCAUAUCGUCCGGUUCCCAGCUGGUCAGUCGAAUGACUCCACGCUGUCACACGACCUCCUUCUACCUUUGUGGAAGUCCAAUGUUUCUGUAACUCUCAUGAUCGACAAGAAGGCAAAAAGCGCCCUCAGUUUGCGACUCUUCGGUGAAGACAUAACAACUGCUGCGCGUAACGGUGGAAAGAAGGGGCCUCAGGCCUCCCAGCUAGCACAAAAUACAGGCGAUGUAGCCCCAGAUGAAGGCGCCGAGAACGAAGCUGAAGAUGUAAAUUUAGAAGAUGAGGGUGACGAUGUAGCAGAGCAGUGACACUUGUAGCAAUUUUUUUGUGCGUUAAUUCCUGACGUCAUAUCCGGGCUAAUCCAUGGCUAAUUGAUGUAUGCCUCCCACGGCAAGUCCGUAUCGCAGAUAUGCCAGUGUAACGAAGAAUCAUAUACUUAAACCACGACAUGGACUUGAGGCCUCCUUGCUGUCAAUCGUCAUUUCGCACCUUCCUGUCAUCCUUACAAUUUGGUGAUCGCCACAGACACCGCCUCUGCUAUUUUACGCAAAAGCUGCAUGGGGAGUUGCAGGGACUCUGCGUUAUCUGUGACGCUUGUUGUCUAACUCAAUGUAUCCCUGAAUGUGUGACUCAUGAGACUCGUAUUGGGUUUUGACGAUCUUCCAAC